GUACUUGGAGAUGAAUCACAACACCAACAUCCACUUUGGGAACCGGACACUGAUCCCACACGAUCUCCACGGCCGGAGUUACCAAGACCCAGCCGUAAGCAUCGUGCCACAUCCGUUCCCUCCCAACCGCGCUCAUCCGACGUUUGAAGGACCUAGCCGAGACGAGCAUCAUUACCAUCAUCAUCAAAACCGACCUCCGGUUUAUCAUCAACCACCUAGACCAGUGUUGCAUUCACACCACGACCAUGUUCUCAAUAGGCGGAGAGAUAGCCAUUUCGAUGCCGUGCUUGAGGGUUUCAUGGAGAGCCAAAGAAAAACUAGCCGCGACAUUGAGACAAAGCUAGAGUUCACGCGAUACGAACUAGAUGGAAGACUUGGAGAACUCUCUACCCAAAUAGAGAGAGUAGAGUCAAGAUGCUUGGACAUGGAGGAAGAUUUGAAGAAGCAAGGCGAGGCCAUUGAAGACAAUGAGAAGAUCACAAGUCUUGAUAACAACCUCGAUGGCACCACCAAGAGUCUCAAUUCAAUAACAGCAGUAGCUCAUCAAGCUAAGAGGGAGGUAGCCGAAGUAACCCUAAAAGAGAGGCAAUGUUACUCGACGAUGCUUACAUUGGUGGAAGGGCAAAAACAAGUGAAGGCACAAAUCCGAGAUUUACACAUCUCUCUAGACAAGAGGAGCCAAGAUAUUCAAAGAAGAGCUAGAGGGCUUGAAGACAAAGUAGAUGGAGUCUCCAAGGAAGUCAAGGAUUUAACCACUCGCUUAGCCAACUUGGAAGAGAAGGUCUUGACCGAGGCAAGACGACCGUUCUAA
Molecule: messenger RNA, 811 nt
Organism: Microthlaspi erraticum
Lineage: Eukaryota; Viridiplantae; Streptophyta; Magnoliopsida; Brassicales; Brassicaceae
Source: the annotation of a GenBank genome assembly